Labeo rohita (rohu) is the source of this 3583-nucleotide messenger RNA. It is a transcript of the gene dnajc11b, whose product is annotated as dnaJ homolog subfamily C member 11. Bases 64 to 1746 code for a protein of 560 amino acids. The record is from RefSeq and is a predicted model, not a curated record. The transcript is spliced from 16 exons. Gene Ontology annotation, biological process: cristae formation. Lineage: Eukaryota; Metazoa; Chordata; Actinopteri; Cypriniformes; Cyprinidae.
AUUCAUGAGAAAGGCCUUUGCCGUAGUAGGAAUCGGUGGGAUGGGAUUUGGGACACUGGGAACAUGGCGGCUGCCUUGGAAAAUGAAUUGGAAGUAGAUAACGAAGAUUAUUACUCGCUGCUCAAUGUCAGGAAGGAGGCUACUCAAGAAGAGUUGAAGUCGUCGUACAGGCGUCUUUGUAUGCUUUACCACCCUGACAAGCACAGAGACCCUGAGCUAAAGAGGCAGGCUGAACAACUCUUCACUUAUGUACACCAGGCAUAUGAGGUUCUCAGUGACCCACAAUCCCGAGCCAUUUAUGACAUAUUUGGGAAGAAAGGCCUGGAGGUGGAAGGUUGGGAGGUGGUGGAGAGGAAGAGAACCCCUGCAGAGAUCAGGGAGGAAUAUGAACGUUUGCAGAGGGAGAGAGAUGAGAGGAGACUCCAGCAGAGAACAAACCCUAAGGGGACAAUAAGUGUUGGCAUAGAUGCAACAGACCUCUUCGACCGAUAUGAGGAGGACUUUGAGGAUGUACCAGGAGGAGGUUUUCCCCACAUUGAGAUCAACAGAAUGCAUAUUUCCCAAUCCAUUGAGGCGCCCCUAACCACUUCAGAUACAGCUGUUCUCUCUGGAUCUCUGUCUACACAUAAUGGAAAUGGGGGAGGAAAUAUUAACCUUUGUGUGAGGCGUGUAACCUCAGCAAGAGGCUGGGGAGAGCUGGAGUUUGGUGCGGGGGACAUUAGAGGACCUUUAUUUGGGAUGAAAGUGUUCCGUAAUGUAACUGCACGCUGCUUUGUGACCGCCCAAUGGGGACUGCAGUUCUCCUCACGUGGCGUGCGGCCCAGUGCCACUACAAUGAUGGCCCGUCACCUGGACCAGAACACAAUGGGCUACCUGCAGUGGCGCUGGGGAAGCCAGUCUGCCAUGACCACCAGCAUCGUCAGGGACACCAAAACAAGCCACUUCACCCUGGCCCUGCAGCUGGGUGUUCCUCAUUCCUACCUGAUGAUGAGCUAUCAGUACAAAUUCCAGGAUGAAGACCAGACUAAGGUCAAAGGCUCCAUCAAGACUGGCUUCUUUGGCACAGUGGUUGAAUAUGGUGCAGAGCGUAAGAUCAGUCGCCACAGUGUUCUGGCUGCAACAGUCAGCAUUGGUGUACCCCAAGGAGUCUCCCUCAAAAUCAGGUUGAACAGAGCUAGUCAAACCUACCUCUUUCCUAUUCACCUGACCGACCAGAUUUUACCCAGCGCUGUGUUUUAUGCCACUGUGGGCCCACUGGCCAUCUACUUAGCUGUCCAGAAGCUUAUUAUUAUGCCUUAUGUACGAUCCCAGAAGGAACAGGAGUUGGAGAAACAGAAGGAGGAUUCUGCUUCAGAAAUUGCUCGCAGGAAGCAAGAGGCUGAAGCUGCUGUUUUGCUGAUGCAAGAGUCCGUGAAGAGAAUUAUCGAUGCUGAGGAAUCUAAAAUGGGUCUCCUCAUUCUAAAUGCCUGGUAUGGUAAAUUCGUGUCUGACAAUAGUCAGAAACGGGAGAGAGCGAAGGUCAUUGAUGUGACCGUCCCGCUUCAGUGCUUAGUGAAAGACUCUAAACUCAUUCUUACCGAAGCAUCAAAGGCUGGCUUGCCAGGGUUUUAUGACCCCUGUGUUGGAGAGGAAAAGAGCCUAAAGCUGCUGUACCAGUUCAGAGGAGCCAUGCACCAAGUCUUGUCUGGAGACACAGAGCCUCUUAGGAUACCUAAACAAUCUCAUAGAAUCGAUUCAGAAACAUAGGGGUCUACCACACACCGAAAGAAAGAGCUCAAUGGACAUCAAACGAACAUAAAGGGACAGUCAGACAUCAAGUGAUCCGAAGGGCUGCUCCUUUCCAUUUCAUGUAGUCACCCGUGUAUCACCUUUGUGUUGUCUGUUUAUCUCAAAUCCCUUACAUAUAUCGUCAAUGGGUCGAUCACGUCCUAACAUCUCCUUAAGAUCAGGAGUUUAAACCGAGACUCCAGAUGAACCACCUGAACCCGCGGCAGCUUUGAUAGCUGUCUGUUAUCAGAUAGUGAGGAAAGGUCAGAUCAUAUCACUCUGUCCAUUAAUCUUAAUCAGUGUUAAUACUACAACUGAAAAGUAUGGCAAUAAAAGCUCCUCUAACAAAGCUGUGCUUUAAAAGUACGGUGCAGACUGUAAUGAAGUGUUGGAUAACUGGUGGUUUCAUAGGACGGAUGUUGAUAUUGAUACAGGUGUUUUUGCAUGUUUGUACACUGGGCUUAGGAGCAGGAAAUCUCAUGCUCACACUGCCUAAAAAAAUCAGUACUGUAGAAGCUACUUUUUUAGUAGACCAAUCUGUUGUGACCAGAGGAUCAUGAAUUCAGUUUCCUCCAAGAGAAAUGUUAUUUAGAUUAUGCACAUUGUGGUAAUAUUUGUAUUUACAGGUGAAUCUCACGAAGAAAUGUUUGGGUCAUAUUUUGCCUGAGAAUAAAAAAAGGAAAAAUAAAUUACAAUUAUUUUAACGACAAUUGAGAAUAUCGCCACCCCAAUUUUUAAAUUAAAAAAUUAAUAAAAAAUCUUGAAAAUUGUUUUUUUGAUGUGUAAAUCUUAAAAAAAAGGAUUAAAUUGGUUUAACUGAAAUGAACAAAUAAUAAUGAGAUAUAUGGUAAAUUAUUUUAGGUUGUGUUGGCACUAUUUUUUAUGCAAACUUAUUUGGGAUUCACCAAUUCUUCUUUCACUCUGUAGCUAAGCCAUAUCAAAGUAUAUUCUCCAAAUUUAAAAUAUUUAAUGAAGUCAGCAGUAUUACAUAGUCAGAGGUCCAGUGAAUCGGAAAAAGGACAGGCUGUUGUUUUUAUUUGUUUAGCUUGUCUUUCUUUGCAUCUGGAUGUUUGCUUUGAUAGCAACUUUCCUCCUGUUCAGUUUUCUUAAGUUUCAGUGACUUGUCAGCAGCAGUGCUCAGACUGGGCUAGUGUAAAACUACAAUGCCUUUUGGAUAUUGAAUGAAGGAGUUUAAGCAGAGUAUGAAAGCACUAUGUUCAGAACAAUAACAUUUCAUUUAUAGAUCCAUUGUUUUAAACGAUCCUGAAAUGCACCCACUGAACUAUUAUGUCAUUUAAAUGUGCCAUGCCCCUUUUGUGUUCAUUUUCUUAAUUUGUCUAUUGUUUUAUUAGUGCUUUUGUCAGUAAGUGGGCAGUGCCUACGUGAUUAGUACUGUAUGUUUAUUUGUAACUGUCUUUCCAGUUAACCUGUUGGGCUAUAAGGGAAAAGAAGACAUUUUAACAGCAAAUUCAUUUUGUUGUUUAAGUAUCAACAAGAAUCCUUGCAUUUAAAGCCAUCAAAAAACUCUGAAUCUCCCAGAAUCCUUGGUCAGUGUUAAAUACAUGAACUACUGACAGGCCAUGGCAUCAUUUUGGUGUGAUUAAUAAAAAAAAUGGCCAGUAAACAUUCUUUGGUUUGUAAUCAGUACUGUCAUUUUACCCUGCACGUUUUAGCAUAGGUCACAUUUAUGUGAAUGGCUUCAUCAAGCCACAUUUUGCAACUUUGGAAGAAACUGGUGUUACAUUCCUAUCUGAUGCAAAACCUUAUAUAUGUAUUAAUGUAGUCAACCUGAAGAAUAAUUUAAAUAAAAAGUGAA